CUCAGUAUCGUUAGGUAUCUGUCUCACUCAUGGUAUUAUGCUACGCCAGUUUCCGCUUUGUGAUCAUGGACUUUUAUAAGACUACUCGGUCUCGAAAAAGAUAGCUUCGCCGAGACGUUAAUUGUUUGACUUGUCGAAGCUGGUUAUUAGACUCCCAGCGAGUUACGUUAGAGGACAGAUUCUUUUAAUGGAACGGUAAAAACACUGAGGCUUAAUGGAGGGUCCAUUAGAAAUAAAAGCUUCUGCUCCGGGAGUAGAAGAGCCUAUAAAGUCCGAAGCACCUGUGCAAAAUCCUGAUAGCAGCGAUCGAAGUGAUGGUGCUGUGUCACCACCUCCAAACUGCAGUAUUUGUUUGGGCAAGCUGGUAAACACAUCGUUUACAGACAGCUGCCUUCAUCAGUUUUGUUUCACAUGCCUGCUUCAAUGGUCCAAAAUAAAAACAGAGUGUCCACUGUGCAAACAGACUUUUAAAUCCAUUAUACAUAAUGUUAGAUCAGAAGAAGAUUAUGAUCAGUACCACGUGCCUAGGGAGCUGGCUACUUUGGAUAUCAAUUUAGAUCUUGGUCAUUCGGUGGAUGUCAUUGGGCAUCGUUUUCAUUAUAGAACAACUAGGAUGGGACAUAGUCGAAAUCCACACGAAGUAUUGCUUAAUCCAGAGCAAGUUGCAAGAAGAGAACAGUUGCCAAGCAUAGCUCCACAAGUUCCCAUUGGAGAACGUUUACGUAGACGUGCAAACCAUUCUGUUUAUCGUCGGUCCAUUUACAUGCAUGGAAUUUGGGCUACAGCAUUGCCUGAUGUAUUUGGUCGUUUUCGCGAUUGUAGCGCAGAUUAUUAUCGGAGAGAACCAAGAGAGUUGAAUCGACUCAUCCCUUGGUUAAAUAGAGAAUUACAAGCGUUACUUAAUAACAAUACCCAGCAUUGCGCGUAUGUGUUGAGAAUUAUAUUGGAAGCCCUCAUCCAAUACGACAUCAGAAGCCCCGAGUUCCGUGAUCUAGUUCAUCCCUAUUUUGGAACAUUCACGGAUCACUUUGUACAUGAACUACUCAAUUAUGCACGGACUAACUUCGAUCUAGUUGGGUAUGAUCAGUCUGUGAUCUAUUUACCUCAAGGAAUUUCGAAUGAAUAUGUACCAAAUAUCGAUUCGCCAACAUCCAGUAGCAACAGUAUUAGUUCUGACGAUUCAGAUGUCCGAGUUCUGGAUGAAGCAAUAGAUCUCAGAAUGAAUACUGUAACACCCAGCACAGGACCCCAUACAAUUAGCGUACCUGGUCCGAGUACUGUGGGACAGAUGUUCCUUCCUGCAGAUAUGCCUUUCAACGUACCAGAUGUUUUGACUAUUUCCUCCGAUUUUUCUUCGUCCGACAAUGAUUGUGAAAUAAUUGGAUACGUAAAACCUCGCCACGAGAGAACGCCAGAAAUUAUAGAAUUAGUAUCUUCAGAUCCUGAAGAAGUAAACGUUCCUCAAGCAGCGAACGAUAACGCACAGUCUUCCACGUCUGCAUUUUAUGGAGACAAUUCAACUCAACCCAGCACAUCCCAUACCAUUAAGAAACGAGGCUCUAUCUCAUCGUCCACGGACACCGAUUCAGAUCUCGAUUAUAUUUGUAGAAGGGGCGAAAGAUAUCAACGUUGUUCCAGAAAAUCAAAGAGGAAUACGACCACCAAAAGACGCAAUCAUUCGGGCGAGACUAGGACUCGCAAUCGGGCGAGGGAUUUGUCUAGUUCUGAAGAAAGCGAGCUAAGGAAACGAGUAACGAAGAGAACUUCGCGCACAAUAAAGAAAAGGAUAAGUAGCAGUAGUGAUUCCAGCUCUCACGAGAGUGAGAUGAAGACAGUAAACGACAAGAAAUCAAGAUCUUCGCAAUCCUCUACGAAAGGCACGGUACGUGUUCGUAAAGAUUUAAUUAAAAAGGAAAGCCGAUAUUUGGACGAGGAAACAUACAGUAGUGACAGCAGUAGCGAGUCGGAGGAGGAAACAAGUAACGUUAAAUCUCGAACCUUUAAGAAAUCAAAGAGGGCUUACACUACCAGCUCGAGCGAUUACGAUAUGGUAGCCGAGAAAUUGACCAGAGCCAUCGAAAAAGCCAGACAAACUUCGGACACAAAGGAUUCUCACCGGAAGGAAUCUAGGUAUAAGAAUGACUGGCAAUCUAUGUCUAGGAGUAGCAGCGCCUCCUCUUAUACAUCUCAGAAAGAGAAAAGAGUUAGUUCUAGGCGACGAGAAUCUCUGCGUGAUCUUAGCGGUGACGAUAGCAAUUCGAAUAGAGACGUAUCAAGGAAGAAAUUAGUUUUGUUGAAGAAACCGAGACCACUGGUUUUGAAUAAUUCGAAAUCAGACGACGAUCGUUUUCGUUCUCAUAGUCAGUGCAGCAAUUAUUCAAGUAAAUCGUACACGCAUAAGAAAAAGUCAAAACACAAAGACAAGCACAAAAGUAAAAAGAGGAAACGAUCCAGCAGUAGAACGUACAGCUCGUCUAUGCGAUCACGAUUGACUCGACGACACCUUACUUAAAAAAAUUGUACGUUCGUGGUUCAUUGAAACAUUCCGAUUCGAAGAAUGAUUCAAAUAAAUGCAAAAUAAAGAAAGGCAAGUUCCUGAGAGAUGCUAGGAGCCAUAGAAGAUCUCAGGGUAACACCAAAUCAAAAUCAAUGGCAUCGCGAGGAUGCAUGUAUUCGUUGAUUAACUCGAAAAAUUGACGAAGAUGCUACUGAUGAACGAACCUUGGAUCGAACAGCUUUAUACUGAACCUUUUUCUAAACCAAUCGUGCGUGCAUAAACUACAAACAAUGAUGAAGCAUAGUGUAUCACUGAUUUGCGGUUUAGAGGCAACAUUCUUUACGAGAAGACUAGAAGAGUACUGCGUCAUACAAAAUAUGCAUUCAUAUUGUUUCAUUCCUUUGCCUUUUAAAACGAGGAUAUGGCUUCCAUUUCUGUUAUAAAAAUAAUAUAUGAAGAAUCUGUAUAAAAGUUCCGACAUUAACUGUUCUUUCAUAUUUAUAAUUCUUUCUUCGGUAUAAAUCGAUUGGAUAAAAAAAAAAAGAAUACCCAGAUAAAGGUACCAUGGUUCUGGCUAGCGUGUUAUAGAGCAACGCAUAUUCUACACACAAAAAGAUUCACAAAUUGUAUGAUUAUAAUUGCUAUUAUCUUCAUCAAUGUACAAUAAAUUUGGGUAUAUUUCUUUACGAUCUUAAUUCCCAAAGAAUGUUUGUAAAUAUACGUGUAUCUUAUAAACAAAUAAUUUAAUUAAAAUGUUCACAUAAAUAUAAUUUUUUGUAAAGUAGGUAAACCUAGAAAUGUUAUAUGUAUAUUAUACAUGUUAUACGUAAAUCAUAAAAUAACUGGUUUGUAACAGGUAACACUGAUUUCCCCUUCUUUUUAAAGCUGUUACAUAUUUUUAUGAUUGACAACAGGCUUAAAUCAUAUUUUACUUUCCUAUUUUUUUCAGCAAAAUUUAUUGUUCGUCCCUUAUUGAAACAAUACGUAUUUUAUGAAUGCAUAAUUUACAUUUGCGUUUGCAUCAUUUGAACUCUGAAUUAUGUGAAGUGAACUCCCUCUGCGUUGAAUACAUGUAAAAGGCUAAAAUAAAAUUUAUAUUAUGAAAUCGAG
Megalopta genalis is the source of this 3607-nucleotide messenger RNA. RefSeq lists its product as uncharacterized. Gene Ontology annotation, molecular function: ubiquitin protein ligase activity; metal ion binding. The record is from RefSeq and is a predicted model, not a curated record. Gene Ontology annotation, biological process: protein polyubiquitination; protein monoubiquitination. NCBI's taxonomy places the organism in Eukaryota, Metazoa, Arthropoda, Insecta, Hymenoptera, Halictidae.